This is a messenger RNA of Bombus impatiens (common eastern bumble bee), 1780 nucleotides long. Its product is annotated as larval cuticle protein A2B-like. Gene Ontology annotation, cellular component: extracellular matrix. NCBI's taxonomy places the organism in Eukaryota, Metazoa, Arthropoda, Insecta, Hymenoptera, Apidae. The transcript has 2 exons. The record is from RefSeq and is a predicted model, not a curated record. The coding region runs from base 1039 to 1416 and encodes 125 amino acids.
UGUAAAUAAAUUACAUGUCGCAAUAUAAACACCUAUUUUCAAUUUCAAUUCAUUAUGCAGUUUAAAAUGGCAUUUGUAUACAAUUUGAAAUUAUUAUUAUCGAUGAAAUUUGUAUAAACUUACCAUGGAUUACGCUUAAUCUAGUCAUUGGUUCCAGGCGCCUAUAUUUCAAGGAUUAAUUAAUUCUUUCAAUGAAUUAUUUUAUGAUAUCCUUUGGUUUCCCUUUAGCUUCUAAUUAUGAUCAAAGUGUGAAAAGUUAUAAUUUCAGAGAAUCAGAUGUGUACUUUAAUGCUUCCAGUAUUUAGUCGGAUAACCAAUGCGAGAUCCAGGGACGAGGGACACGAAAUGUGAGCAUUCCAAAACGGAUCAUUCCAACUGUUUAGUAUUCUUCGCGCCAUGUGCUCGCAUGACGGAAACGUUACACUUACUGCGACUAAAACCAUACGGAAUUACGCAAUGGUGAAAGCACAAGAGUUUUAACCUGGAAGAAUUAUUGUCCAAAUUGUUCCUAUUUCCCUCUAAAUUUUUACAUUAUGCAUUGUGUAAUAACCCAUUCAUCUUUUUCUACUACAUCUUCUUUAAUGAGAGAUACUCCACGCUGUUGUUAAUUAAUUUCAAAGAUAGUAAGCUAUUAUAUUUUGCUAUACGAACGUCGAACAGGGUUAUUUUCUUUUUAUACAAUUUUAAUGUAAUUUGAAGAUUAUUUCCACAUUUAUUCUCAAAGGUAGCAGUUUUUAAUAUAAUUUGAAUUGAUAGAAGAAUGAUAAAAAUUAUCGCUAAAAUUUCGAAGGGUUUAAUGUGCAGCUACUAGAGAACUAAAAAUGAGAGCGAAACUUUUGCUACUCUGUCUGAAGCGCGUCACGUACACGCCUUCGAAGCUAUUUGCGAUGCAUCGAGGGCUGCGAUGAGCAUCGGUUCACGUACAUUCACAAAUGACAACUCCGCACACCUAUAAAUACGUUUGUCACUAGAAAUCGAACAGUCAGUUUCCUUCUUGACUUUCGUUCAAUCGUAGGAUUAUCCAAAACACUAAUCGACAUGGCUUUCAAGCAAGUGGUUAUCGUGCUGGCGGUCGCUAUAUUUACUACAUGCAAGGGAGCUGCAGUUCCUUUACCAGCAGUACCAUUAGCUAAACUUGCACCAGUGAAUCCAGCAUUUAAUUACGAUCCUCAUCCACAAUACACUUACGCUUAUGACGUUCAAGACAGUUUAACAGGAGAUUCGAAAACUCAGCAAGAAACUAGAAAUGGUGACAUAGUCAGUGGUAGCUACAGUUUCAUCGAAGCUGAUGGCACCAGGAGGAUCGUCGAGUACACGGCGGAUCCUGUGAAUGGAUUCAACGCGGUUGUCCACAGAGAACCUGUGGCUGUCAUUAAACCUGCCCUGAAGGUCGCUCCAGUGGCUUUUCAUCCUUAGACAAUUUUAAUACUUUAUAAUUUAUACUUAUCUUGGUAGAGAAAGAAGGGUAGGGUUGACCUAAUGGUACAUGGAAUUUAUUAACUUCAUGAGCAAGAAUUUUAGCUUCAAUUUAUUUUCUCAUUUCGUUUUAAUAAGCAAAACACAACAUUAAAUUGGUAUCAAUAUGAAAAAGAUUUACUCGUUGCGAAAUGAAAUGAAUUUUAUGUCAUUUAAGUCAUGCAUUGCUUAGUGCUCGCUCGUAAUACAAAAGAAAUUUAUAUUUGCCGUUUUGUACCGCUUACUAUGUAACUAGUCAUAUUACACUGUACAUACUGCAAUUAUUUUAUAAUGAAAUGUUUAUAUUAAAAACUUUUUUAAAAUA